Messenger RNA from Prosopis cineraria, 3305 nucleotides. RefSeq names its product auxin response factor 8-like. The transcript has 15 exons. The record is from RefSeq and is a predicted model, not a curated record. Lineage: Eukaryota; Viridiplantae; Streptophyta; Magnoliopsida; Fabales; Fabaceae. Gene Ontology annotation, cellular component: nucleus. Gene Ontology annotation, molecular function: protein binding; DNA binding. Gene Ontology annotation, biological process: regulation of DNA-templated transcription; response to hormone. The coding region runs from base 401 to 2938 and encodes 845 amino acids.
UCUCUCUCAUCACUGUGCGUUUCAAAGCCAAAAAUCUUCACUGGGUCUCUCUCAAUCGAAAGUGAUAGGCCACGAAGAGCACCUUUAGUUCAACAGUCACUUGUGUUUCUUCAUUCUUGCUUCCUUUCUACUGCUCUGCAGUGGCCAGUUCUGAAUUUUGAGAUGCUGUACUUUGAGGAAUUUCUGGAUUUUGGCUUCGUCUGAUUCGUAAGGUUUCUCUCACUUCACUUGUGGGUAUGGAGUGCAUUGGCAAGUUGGAGGAAGAUGGAGGGGAAUGCAAUGGCUUGAAACAAAUUCAACAAGGCGGCUGUGAGCUAGGGUUUCAUGUAUUGUUUAUGUGAUUACAAGAUCACAAGAUUCUGUAUCUUUAAAAGAAAAGAAAAGAAAAGUGAAGCUUGAUAUGAAGCUUUCAACAUCAGGGUUGGGUCAGCAGGGACAAGAAGGAGGAGGAGGGGAGAAGAAGUGUCUGAAUUCCGAGCUAUGGCAUGCAUGCGCGGGUCCUCUUGUGUCCCUACCAAAUGCAGGGACUCGUGUGGUUUACUUCCCUCAGGGUCAUAGCGAGCAGGUUGCAGCCACGACUAACAGAGAACUUGAUGGGCACAUACCCAAUUACCCGAGCUUGCAGCCGCAGUUAAUUUGCCAACUUCAUAAUGUCACAAUGCAUGCUGAUGUCGAAACAGAUGAAGUUUAUGCUCAAAUGACACUACAGCCAUUGACUCCGCAAGAGCAGAAGGAAACAUUUCUUCCUUUGGAAUUGGGCAUUCCAAGCAAACAGCCCUCAAAUUAUUUUUGCAAGACAUUAACGGCAAGUGACACCAGCACACAUGGAGGGUUUUCUGUUCCUCGUCGUGCGGCUGAGAAAGUGUUCCCUCCACUGGAUUUCUCACAGCAACCACCUGCACAGGAACUAAUUGCUAGGGACCUCCAUGAUGUUGAGUGGAAGUUCCGACAUAUUUUUCGCGGACAGCCAAAACGACACCUUCUUACAACAGGCUGGAGUGUAUUCGUCAGUGCCAAGAGACUUGUGGCUGGAGAUUCUGUGCUAUUUAUAUGGAAUGAAAAGAAUCAGCUACUUUUAGGAAUACGUCGUGCCAGUCGGCCCCAAACUGUAAUGCCAUCUUCAGUUCUUUCAACUGAUAGUAUGCACAUUGGACUUCUUGCAGCUGCUGCUCAUGCUGCUGCAACUAAUAGCUGUUUUACAGUGUUCUAUAAUCCAAGGGCUAGUCCUUCUGAGUUUGUCAUACCACUUUCAAAAUAUGUUAAGGCUGUGUACCAUACACGUGUUUCAGUUGGCAUGCGAUUCAGGAUGCUUUUUGAGACUGAGGAAUCAAGUGUUCGCAGGUACAUGGGUACGAUAACUGGCAUAAGUGAUCUGGAUCCUGUUCGUUGGCCAAAUUCUCAUUGGCGAUCUGUCAAGGUUGGCUGGGAUGAAUCAACAGCAGGAGAUAGGCAGCCACGGGUAUCGUUAUGGGAAAUUGAGCCUUUGACAACAUUUCCAAUGUAUCCAUCACUAUUCCCUCUCAGAUUGAAGCGGCCAUGGCAUCCUGGCUCUUCAUCUUUGCAUGAUGGAAGAGAUGAAGCAGGGUUGAUGUGGCUGAGAGGUGGACCUGGAGAUCAAGGGCUCAACUCCCUCAAUUUUCAAGGUGGUGGUCUGUUGCCGUGGAUGCAGCAGAGACUAGAUCCAACUUUGCUAGGAAAUGACCAUAAUCAACAGUAUCAAGCCAUGUUGGCAGCUGGUUUGCAGAACCUAGGGAGUGGAGAUCUCUUGCGUCAGCAAAUGAUGCAUUUGCACCAACCCUUCCAUUAUCUUCAACAAUCAGGAAACCAUACUUCUCUGCAGCUUCAGCAGCAUCAAGCAAUUCAACAAUCAAUGACUUCUAAUAUCCUUCAGCCGCAAACUCAAGCGUUGUCAGAGAACCUAUCUCAGCAUCUCCUUCCAAAACCACAUAAUAAUCACGAAGACCAAGCCCAGCAGCAGCAGCAACCACAGGCUAAUUAUCAUGAAGCGUUUUUUAUUCAGGGUGAGCAGCUCCCGCAGAGGCAACACUCCCAUGCUCCUUCACCAUCAUAUUCAAAACCUGAUUUCUUUGAUUCAAGCAUAAAGUUCUCGUCAGUUUCCCCUGGACAGAACAUGCUCAGUUCACUCUGUCCUGAAGGGACUAGCAAUCUUUUCAACUUGUCCAGAAGCAGUCAGUCCAUGCUAGCUGAACAAUUACCCCAACAAUCAUGGAGUCCAAAAUAUGCACCUGUGCAGGUGAGUGCUGCUGCCUUUGGCAACUCAAUGUCACACUCACAAUAUACUGAGAAAGAUUCUGCCAUGGUGCCAUCGCACUGUAGUUCAGAUGGCCAAAAUCCUACACUCUUUGGUGUCAAUAUUGAUUCAUCUGGUCUUCUGCUCCCCACCACUGUCCCUGGUUAUUCAGCUUCUUCGGUUAGUACUGACGCAUCAACCAUGCCAUUAGGGGACUCUGGAUUCCAGGGUCCUCUAUAUAAUUGCGUGCAAGAUUCUGCAGAGUUGAUUCAGAGUUCUGGGCAAGUUGACCCGCAAAACCAUGCUCAGACAUUUGUCAAGGUCUACAAACCAGGUUCGGUUGGGCGCUCACUUGAUAUCUCUCGGUUCAGCAGCUAUCAUGAGCUGAGAGAGGAGUUGGCCCAAAUGUUUGGAAUUGAGGGGAAGUUAGAAGACCCUCUUAGAUCAGGCUGGCAGCUUGUAUUCGUCGACAGGGAGAAUGAUGUUCUUCUCCUCGGAGACGACCCGUGGGAAUCAUUCGUCAAUAAUGUAUGGUACAUCAAGAUUCUCUCACCUGAGGAUGUUAUGAAAAUGGGCGAGCAAUCGGUGGAAUCGCUUGGUCCGAGUGUGGGACAAAGGAUGAACAGCAGCACCGCAGAAUCUCAGGACCUUUCUGGCUUUCCAUCAAUGGGCUCGCUUGGAUACUGAUUCAUAUAUAUAUAUAUAUAUAUAUAAAUGCAUUUGCUUCAGGUUCCAGUGCGGCCGUGAGGAAUCUUGGAAAUUUACUGCUUCUGUUUGAACGCUAUUUGUCCACCUUGCAUGUUUAGAAUGGUUCUUUAUGUUCUGUUCCAUAUUCUACGGCUUCAUUCAUACUUUUAAGAUUUGAUGAUGAAAAAAAGUACUGUGGUGAAGAAAGUUAAGUUAGGAUGGCCUUUUGUGCCUUCAACAUGUGCACCGUAAGCUAGAUAGUGUUUCUGCUUACUGUAGCAUUUGAUCAACGUCUUGCGUGAACUCAUGUACAGUAGACAAAGCUAGAUAAGCCUAUCUUGUAUUAUGAUGCGAUCUCUAUUCUCUA